Messenger RNA from Vigna umbellata (rice bean), 1203 nucleotides. Lineage: Eukaryota; Viridiplantae; Streptophyta; Magnoliopsida; Fabales; Fabaceae. The record is from RefSeq and is a predicted model, not a curated record.
CUCUCAUUCUUUCGCCAUAUUUCAAUUCUCUUUCGCAGUUUCCAUUUCCAUCCUCCAAAAUUUUAGGGUUUUCAGAUUCUGCAAAUACCGCCACCAGAACACUAGAUAUUGAUUCCAACUAUGAAAACGACGCAUGUUUUCUCUCCUUUAAUUCCUCUAAUCGGAAUCUAUAUUGUGAGUUGAAUGGAAGGAACUGGAGGCAGCAGUGCCUCGGCUGCUGCACCCGUGAACCAAAAGUGGCAGGAAUUUGCGAAGCUAUUUCAAUAUUAUCUGGAUAAAUCCACGCCACACGCCACGUAUAGAUGGAUUGGGAGUUUGGUUAUUGUGUCGAUCUUUGUUUUGCGGGUUUUUUAUGUCCAGGGAUUUUACAUCGUGUCUUAUGGAUUGGGCAUCUACCUGCUGAAUCUGUUGAUUGGGUUUCUGUCACCGUUGGUCGAUCCUGAAAUGGAGCCUUCUGACGGGCCUUUGCUGCCGACUAAAGGUUCUGACGAGUUCAAACCGUUCAUUCGCCGACUGCCUGAGUUUAAGUUCUGGUAUUCUUUCACAAAGGCUUUCUGCAUAGCAUUUAUGAUGACUUUCUUUUCUGUGUUUGAUGUUCCUGUGUUCUGGCCAAUAUUACUCUGUUACUGGGUUGUUCUGUUUGUCCUUACUAUGAGGCGCCAAAUUGCACACAUGAUCAAAUACAAAUACAUACCAUUCAACAUUGGAAAGCAGAAAUAUACUGGCAAAAGAUCCUCUGCAAGUAGCAGUGGCAGUCGUGCAGACUGAAGUUUGGUUUUGUUGCAACUUGAAAAAUGCAAAUCUCGUAGUUAGGUUUUGUGGACCUCCAGGGUAGAUUUUUCCCUUUUAUUUGAAGGAAUUUGUAGUCAGAGUAUGACGGAUGCCAAUAUGCAGUUACAGAACUAUUAUCUGUGUUCCAUUCAGAAGACAUGCUAAAGCAGGGCUUUGAACGUCAAUGUGGAUAUACAUUAGUAUUUGAUUCAGUUUUAGAUUUCAUCGCAAAUCUAGAUUGUAUUGCGAUGUUGCAGACCAUGAUUUGAAGACAAACUUCGUAUAGCACUCAUUUUUCUCCUGUUCAGGGAAAAACUAUUUGCCUUUAUGUUCAUGCGUCUUAUAAGGUUGUAAGAUGAACUAUUGACAGCUUGACAACAUCUCUACCUGUGUAUUUUUUUUUCAUUCAAAAGUAAAUUCUAUUUAUGGGUA